Messenger RNA from Orycteropus afer afer, 696 nucleotides. Its product is annotated as keratin-associated protein 10-3-like. NCBI's taxonomy places the organism in Eukaryota, Metazoa, Chordata, Mammalia, Tubulidentata, Orycteropodidae. Gene Ontology annotation, cellular component: keratin filament. The record is from RefSeq and is a predicted model, not a curated record.
AUGUCCAUCUGCUCCAGCGACAGAAGCUAUAGCAGCCACGUCUGCCUGCCCAGUGCCUGCACUGACUCUUCCUGGCAGGUGGAUGACUGCCCUGAGAGCUACUGCGAGCCCUCCUCCUGUGCCCCCUGUUGCCAGUCUACCUGCUGUGUACCCACAUGCUGUGCCCCAGGCCCCUGUCUGACCCUAAUCUGCACCCCUGUGAGCUGUGUGUCCAGCCCCUGCUGCCAGGCAGCCUGUGGGUCCAGUCCUUGUCAAUCCAUCUGCACCAGUCCCUGUGAGCCCUCCUGCUGCCAGCAGUCUAACUGCCAGCCUGCAUGCUGCACACCCUCCUGCUGUCAACAGGCCUGCUGUGUGCCUGUCUGUUGCAAACCCCUCUGCUGCAAGCCCAUUUGCUGCAAGCUCAUCUGUUGCAAGUUUAUCUGCUGCUGCAAGCCCGUCUGCUGUGAGCCUGUCUGCUGUGGGACCAGCCCUUGCCCAUCAUCCUCAUGCUGCCAGCCCUCUGACUGCACCCUGUCCUGCUGCAGACCAUCCUCCUGUGUGUCCCUCAUCUGCCAGCCCGUGUGCAAGCCUGCCUGCUGUGUGCCUGCCUCUUCCUGCUGUGCACCUGCUUCCUCCUGUGUGUCCCUGAUCUGCCGCUCUGUGUGUCCCCACCCGGCCUGCUGUGGCACCUCAUCUGGUCAGAAGUCUUGCUCCUGA